This is a messenger RNA of Dovyalis caffra, 1143 nucleotides long. Lineage: Eukaryota; Viridiplantae; Streptophyta; Magnoliopsida; Malpighiales; Salicaceae. The record is from the annotation of a GenBank genome assembly.
AUGGCUGCCUCUUAUUCUUAUUUUCCCGAAGACAUAAUUAUAGAGAUUCUCUUAAGACUGCCUGUCAAAUCCUUAUUAAGAUUCAGGUCUGUAUCCAAACAAUGGUUUUCUCUCACGACAAACCCUAAAUUUAUCACUACUCACCUCCAUCACUCGACCGAAAACCCUUCUCUGCUAAUCGCACGUCGCGAAUGUGUUGAUUUCAUCUUUAAAACCCACAUAUCGUUGCUUCCCAAUGGAUCCACAAGACUCCAUGGUGUACACGUACCAAAUAUGUUUGGCUCCCCUUUCAAUUUUGUGGGUUCUGAUGGUGGGUUGAUUUGCAUUCAGCUCACUCCUCUCAUUUACUUCAAUUAUGUUUUAUGGAAUCCUGCUACAAGACAAUUCAGACAUAUACCAAAAAGCCCGACAUAUUUUACCCAUAAGACUUGCCUUGCGUUUGAUGCAUUCGGUUAUAGCAGUGAGACCAAUGAUUACAAAUUGUUGCUGAUUUGGUAUUAUCAGGAGGAAGGUGUUUAUCAAGCUGAAGUUUUCUCUCGGAGAACAGGUUCUUGGAAAGUAAUUGACAAACCUGUACCCUAUGGUUUUCACUCCGAUGAUCCUCCACUGUCUUUAAAGGGUGAGAUAUAUUGGCACGCUGGUAGAUAUGUUUCUGGUAAUCUGAUGGAAAUUAUAGUUGGUUUUAACCUGGUCACCGAGGAUUUUAGAAAGAUAGACUUGCCAAGUCUAGAAUUUCGGAGCACUUGUUACACAGUUACUGAGUACAAAGGCUCCCUUGCACUUCUCAUCUUUCCUAGAAACAUGAGUUUGAGAAAUUAUGGCUUUGAAUUGUGGGUGAUAAGUGAGGAAGGAGGAGGAGGAGGUGGUAAUAGGGAGAGUUGGAAUAAAGUGUUCACGCUAAAAGAACCAUUCUUAGGGAUUUCACGUAGACCAGAAUGGGUUUUCAGAGGUAGCAUACUCCUUUUUACAUCCAUUUUCGAAGCACAAGACGGCUUCUACUUGCUUGAUCCCACAAAUCCCUCCCUCCAAGCAAGCAAGUUCGUUCCAAUGAGUAGACCAACAAACACCAAGUAUGGUUUUGGUGAAUUUUGUUACAAUGUGGAGAGCCUGGCAUCAGUUUAUGGAGAGAACGAAAGUGAUUGA